Arachis ipaensis is the source of this 618-nucleotide messenger RNA. RefSeq names its product peamaclein. The record is from RefSeq and is a predicted model, not a curated record. NCBI's taxonomy places the organism in Eukaryota, Viridiplantae, Streptophyta, Magnoliopsida, Fabales, Fabaceae.
AACGUCUUCCCAACAUUUGCCUAAUACUCUUGCGGUUCUUUCGUUAAUCGUUACUAUAAAAAGCACCACCACUUUGCUGUUUUUUCCCAUCCACAACACAAUCACUAAUAUACUGUAGGGGUGGAAUUAGCAACAUGAAGGUGGUGCUUGCAAGUGUGCUGCUUCUGUGCCUCUUACUUAGCUCAUCUUUCUUGGAUGUCUCAAUGGCUGGUUCUGAUUUUUGUGACAGCAAGUGUGGGGAGAGGUGCGCCAAGGCAGGAGUUAAGGACAGAUGCUUGAAGUACUGUGGAAUAUGCUGCCAAAAGUGUAAUUGCGUGCCGUCUGGUACUUACGGGAAUAAGGACGAGUGCCCUUGCUACAGGGACAUCAAGAACUCCAAGGGCCAGGGCAAAUGCCCUUAAUUGUUAUCUCUCUCUCGCUCUCUCUCUCUCUCCUCUCUCUCUAUAUAUAUACAGCUUCAUUAUGAAUCUUAUAAUUAUUAUGUUAUAUCAAAACUCUCUCGUGUGUAUUCUAUGAUUCUAUCUUCUGUCAGAUUUGGUUUACACAUACAUGACUUGCUUGUCAUGGAAGCUCAAUUAUGGUUAGGUCAUGAAUAAUCGAUCGGAGUCAUUACUCUUC